This is a messenger RNA of Papaver somniferum (opium poppy), 3463 nucleotides long. RefSeq names its product nuclear mitotic apparatus protein 1-like. The coding region runs from base 1810 to 3225 and encodes 471 amino acids. The record is from RefSeq and is a predicted model, not a curated record. NCBI's taxonomy places the organism in Eukaryota, Viridiplantae, Streptophyta, Magnoliopsida, Ranunculales, Papaveraceae. The transcript has 7 exons.
GUUGCCUUUGCUGGAGUCGAUUGUCUUCCUACCUAAUCAAGAGGAUCAGUUGGUUUGGUUGGGUGACAAGAAAGGAAUGUUUACUUUCAAGGCGGACGCACAUCUUUCUCAAGAUCUCUCUCAGGAAUUCUCUGUAAAACGACCAUCUAAAAUGUUACAUAACUUGUCCAUCUCCUGGUACAUGGACUGGUAUUUAUAGGCUAACUAAACUCAUGGUGGUGUGGUCGUCCGAACUCGGUGGGCUGUCUUCCCUCUCUCUGGUUUCCUCGGGCUGACAUCCAUACUACUUCUCACGAUGACUCGCUGGGUUCUCCCUGCGAGUUGUCUCGCCUUCUCCUGGAUCGUGUUGUCCUUCUAUGGAGAACUUGGUGCUCUGGGUCGUAGUAUGGAUCGCUAAGUCUCUCUUGACGAUGCGGAACUACCCACGUCUUGUUCUUGUCCUUCAUUAAAUGCGGUCUUGCUUUUUAGACUUGACCGUCUGAACAGAUUAGAUCUUUAUUUACAUGCGUCAUUCAUGUGGCGCUGGUGCAGUUGCCUCGACUGAGACAAAACUACUUUUUGGAGGAUGAUUCGGUGCUCCUACCUUAUCACCUCAUCAGAUGUUCAUCCUUUAAGAUGCUGACACGUGGACAUCGGGUAUUUUACCCACAUAUUUUGCUCCUUUUCUUUGCAACUUGCCAAGGGCAUGAUGGGUAGAAAACUUGGUAACCGUCGCACCUUUUCCGCCACGUUCCUGGCUUACGCCACGUCUUCAUUUUUAAUGCGCUUUUAGCCAUUGGACUUGAGGCGCCGGUUGGUGGUCCUUUGGUUUCUUAUAAAAUCUAUUGGGAGGAGAGAAUGUCGCCUUUAAUACCUCUUUUCAUAGUUCAGAAUUUUUUCAUUCUUUCUCUCUUUUGUCUGUUGCUGUUUCUCCUUAACUACUUGUCUCCCAUAAAGAGAUUCACGAUGUCUGGAAGGAACUCUCCAUCUCGAACUUCAAGACGUCCCGGAAAAGCUCCGAUGAUAACUCCUAGUUCUGAGCGUUUCGGCGGCCCUUAUGACGAUGAGUUUCUUGAAUCGGCGAGGGUUAGAAACCAUCUCCAACGAUUCAAGAUUUCUUACGCCACUAACGAGAAGCAACAUGGCGUUCUUUCAAGGGAUCUUCUGGCAGCGAACCCCUGUGGGCUCGAUGAGAUCAUUGUCUCGGUGGGCCAACUCGACGCCGGCCUUCGUCUUCCCCUAUACUGUCCGUUGAAUACUUUCCAGUACGAAGCAUUGUGCCUGCUUGAUUCUCAGCGAGCCAUAAAUCAGCCCGAUGGUAACUUCUAUAGGAUCGCCCGAGAGUGUAAUCGCCGAAGCCAAGGCAAAGUUACUCGGCACGAGUUGAACAGGUUCGAUCCUAGCCAAAAGGGUUUAUACACUCCUGAAACCUUUGUGGAGAACUAUUGGUGCCAUCAGUCCGACACCUAUGAUGGUUUUGGGGUUGGGAUCUCUAGAUCUCGAAAGAGCGCUCGAGAUCUUACGUACUUGUCCGAUUUGGAUCCAAAGCUUGCUACUAACCGUACGCCUCGUAAGACCCACGACCAUAAAUGGCCUCUUGCUCCUAUCCGAGUUAAGGGUCCUUAUAUUUAUGGUUGGGACGAGCUUGGUAACGUUCUUCCUUGCAAUCUUGAGAUGCAUGCUCAUCUGCCUGCUUAUAGGCCCUGGGAGAUCAAAUGGAACUUCCCUCGUUGUGGGCUGUCUCAGUCGUCUCGGGAUGGCGAGGAUGCUAAGAGGAGGAGGUUGAAUGAUGGUGUCGGGACAUGAAAUGCUAGUGCACCUGAGAAUGCAAUGGAAGUGGAUAUUUAUGCCCUGUUUGGUGAGAACGAAGUGUUAGAUGUUACUGAUUCGUUCUUGGAUGAUCUCGACCAAGCUCUAUUGGCUGAUCCGAUCGAUCCUGACGCUUCUUUUGGGUCGGAGAUGAGUCUGCCCCAGGUGAGUGCUGCCGUUGGCGGCGAGGGAGCAGGGGGUGGACAAGGUUUGGUUCCGAUCAACUUUGGUGCUCCGAGCGUACCAAGUAACUUUUCUAGUGGGUUUCCUUCUUCUUCUGCGGGUCCGUCCGACACUCCUUCUGUGCGUCUGUUUAGUGGCGGCUCCGAGUCCAUGGCUAUGAUGUGCUCGGAAAAGUAUGCUCUACUGAGCGAAGACGAGCAUGAUCGCGUCUUGGAUUCCUUGGAUAGGGAUGCACAUCAGCGGCUUGUAUUAUCGAGCAACAAUCUUAGGAUUGGCUUGCUCGCCAAAGCUCGUGCUGCUGGAAGGAGAGCUAAAGCUGCUGAACAUGAGGCUCAAUUGCUUCGUACUGGACUGCAACUGGCUAGGGAUGAAGCAUUGGCGUUUCACCAAAAUAAGAAGGAUUUGGAAGUGACGGUCAAGAAAUUGGAGGAGCAGUUAGAAGAUACUCUCUGUAGGCAUGGUAGAGAGCGUAGUGAGCUCAGACUUGAUGUGAGUUCACAUCAGUGUAAGAUUGACUCCUUAGAGCAAGAGAAGGUGUUGUUGCAAAAAGAUGUUGAUGUUCAUCGGAAUCGUAUUGUAGAGCUACGCCAUUUGCUGGAUAAGGCCAACAAGAUAGCCGUGAAGCGUUCAGAUGAUAUCAAGAUGCUUCAAGAUCAGAAGGAUGAGCUUAUUAACUGGCAGUGCGAUCAUAGGCCUAUCGUAUUACAGGCGGAGGAAGACAAGGAGACAUUGAAACGUCUCAAGCGAGAUUAUAUCGCUUUGGAGAAGGAGCGCGAUAGGCAUAUGUUAUCUUGUCCUCAAAGCGAGGCGGCUGUGACUCCUUCAGAAGCAAGGCUUAUUUCUCUAGAUACCGAGACGUCCCGUUUAGAGCAGAACUUAGCCACCGUUUUGCAUGAAAACGAAGAGAUUUGCAAACAAAAGGCUGAGUUGGAGAAGCAAUUGGAGAAGGAAAGAUCAGCUAGGCGUGGCCUUGAUCGGUAUCUUGAUGAAUUGGUGAGUAUCCAUGAAGAAGAAUCGGCUGCCGCUCGUGCCGAGAAAGCUGAGAGCCUGGCCAAUCUUCAUGCGCAGUACAAGGUUACGAUAACAAAGGCAUGCAAGGCUGUUGUCCUCCGAGAACGCCAACGAGUUGCUGCUGCGAACAUCGUUGUCCCUCCGCCAGUUGUCGACCCCGUGCCUGAGACCGUACAGGAUGCUGGUAUCGCCGAGGGAGAGGCAGAGGUUGAGCAAGAGGCUCCAGGCGAUGGACAAGCCUGAAUUUGCUCCUUUCUUGCUUUUGGUUUCUUUCUUUUAGCUUCUUAUAUUUGGACAUGAAUUGGUUGAUUUACUUGCUUCUUUUUGGAAACAGUUUCGUCUUUUGUUGGAAAGUCCUCAGUUGUGGGAGGCAUAACAUUGUUAUUUUUGUGGUAGGUCCUCGUAUGUGGGAGGCACUUUAACUUUGUUGCUAACUGAUUUUUAACACUGCUGUCUGGCGACCGCCAUGUUUUUUUUUGUA